AUGUUUCCCAGGAACGUCAUGUUUGUUCCUCUCGUGAUGCUACAGUUCUUACUAUCUAGGAAUUUCUUAGGGAAAAAUACCCAACGUACUUUCAACAAAACUAUUUGGAAUAGUUUGGAAGGUGUGGAUGAGAAUCUAAAGAGCAUUGUGUUCAGUUCCAAGAAGCUGACUCAUAUAGGAUUUAACAAGUAUAAUCUGGAGGAGAUGUUGGUGGAAUUGAUUGAGACAUGUUGUCAAAAGGGUUUUCUCCCUGUGUCGUUAUCUGACUUAUCAAAAUAUGAAGACAAAGUUCCGGCUAAUGAUUACAGUAUUGAGCAUAACACAUAA
This is a messenger RNA of Eruca vesicaria subsp. sativa (arugula), 327 nucleotides long. The record is from the annotation of a GenBank genome assembly. NCBI's taxonomy places the organism in Eukaryota, Viridiplantae, Streptophyta, Magnoliopsida, Brassicales, Brassicaceae.